Penicillium robsamsonii is the source of this 1797-nucleotide messenger RNA. RefSeq names its product SPRY domain-containing protein. The record is from RefSeq and is a predicted model, not a curated record. The coding region runs from base 1 to 1797 and encodes 598 amino acids. Gene Ontology annotation, molecular function: transcription cis-regulatory region binding; protein binding. Gene Ontology annotation, cellular component: Set1C/COMPASS complex. Lineage: Eukaryota; Fungi; Ascomycota; Eurotiomycetes; Eurotiales; Aspergillaceae. The transcript has a single exon.
AUGGCAUCCGGCCAAGCCCCCGGGUCUUCCGCUCCGUCGUCCAACAUCAACUCCCCGAUCCUACCUCCCAAUGGUGGACCUCUUCUAAAUGCGCAAUUCACCGACUUGAACCCACGAUCUUCUCCCGCUCCGUCCGUGCAAGGCGAUGGUCGAGCCAAGCGCAACAAGCGAGAUAGUCGCAAGAAACGUGAAGCCAAAGGACUAGACCCCGAAAACGCACCACCGCCGAAAAAGCGAGCCACAGCUGCACCGAGCCACGCCCUGCCCAGUUCAAAACUGAGCAUCCUUCGUCCAUUGUUGCUCGCCGAGCCGCACGCCUCGGAUCGGUACCCUCCACAACCUCGCCAAUUGAAUCGCGUGAGCCGAAAGACGUCGGACGUUUUGGGUCAAAGUUGGGAUUUCUAUGAGGUUGUUGAUAAACUCACCAACAAGAAUGGAUUUCGUUACAGCUAUGCCAUUGCAGACCCCGGAUUCCCUCAUAUCAAAUAUCGACAGACCGAUGUUCGCCCGUACCAUACCCGCUUCAGUUUCGAGGAUUCACCAGCUGCCAUAUCGUUUUCAGAGAGCGCGACUGCAGUGACUACCAGUGAUGCGUGGCAUACCGCCCGCGCUAAUGUAUGCGCUCGAGAGGGCACGUAUUAUUACGAAGCGCGUGUGAUUAGUGGCAUAGUCAAUGAUCCCCAGGCACCUCAGAACAGCAGACCCACAACUUCACCCCGUGGCCAUGUUCGUAUUGGAUUUGCCCGACGUGAGGCCGACCUCGAUGUGAAUGUUGGAGUGGAUUGCUAUGGGUACGGGAUUCGAGAUGUGAACGGCGAAGUCGUCAAUCGCAUGCGAUGCGAGUUCUUCUUUCCUAAGGGAGAGGCUAUCAAUGAAGGAGAUGUUAUUGGCAUGCUCAUCACUCUUCCGCCUCUUUCUCUUCACAAGAAAAUUGUCGAGGGUACAUACGAUCCCGCCGAUAAUAGUCCAUCACAACCGGUAGCAACCAACAUCAUCCGAGAUCGGAUUCCCUUUCACUAUAAGUCGGAUUUCUGUUGGCAGCAAUCCAAUGUCUUUUCUACGAAACACCUACGCGACUACGCUUUCAACCUCAAGGAAACACCGACGUUUGGUCCCCCGUCACCUUUCAACAGCGAAGACGCCACACUUCGCACACUCCCGGGGUCUAGUAUUACCAUUCUAAAGAACGGAGUACAGAUGGGCACCCCUUUCAAAGAACUUUAUGCCUUCCUCCCGCCCGCAAGUCGUCUCGCCAAUGGAACAAACAAUCUUGGUAUUGGCGAGCGUGAAAACGCCGACGACGGCUUGAUCGGUUAUUAUCCUGCUGUGAGUUGCUACGGCGGCGGCGCUGUCGAAUGCCGAUUUGAGGGGCCAUGGUGGGUUGGGCCACCCGAGAAGACUGAAACUGGAGAGCCAGUCCGGGCCAUGGGCGAACGAUUCAAUGAUCAGAUCGCCGAAGACGUGUUGGCCGAUAUCGUGGACGAGGUAGAAGCUAUGUUCACAUGGGGCGGAAUUGAUGGCGAUGUCAUCAAUAACAAUACCGAACUCGAUGGAGCUGGAGCUGGAGUUGUGGGAGGGGCAGAGGUGUUGAAGGGUGGUGUCGGUGCGGCGCUUGACUCUACCCUCGCCCAUACUCCUGGAACCGUUGGGGCAUCCGAUUCCGCUGCUAAUAGCAAUCGUGAGACACCAGCUGCAGGCGAUGUUGGGAACCACGGCCUCGAAGAUGCGAUGAGCGUCGGGACAGCUGGUACUCCCAACGUUGAAGUGCAGGGUGAUGGCGAUGUCGAGAUGACUUAA